AAAUAGUCAAUGGUGUUUCAUUCCUUCACAUUGAGAGAGAGAGAGAGAGAGAGAGAGAGAGAGAUGUUGGAAGGCAAAGCGGUGGUAGAGGACUCAGACAUGCCGGUGAAGAUGCAGAUGCAGGCCAUGGCCGCAGCUUCUCAAGCUCUGGAUCUCUAUGAUGUUCUUGAUUGCAUCUCAAUUGCUGCCCACAUUAAGAAGGAUUUUGACGAGAGACAUGGGAGCGGAUGGCAAUGUGUGGUUGGCUUCAAUUUCGGGUGUUUCUUCACUCAUACUCAAGGAACCUUCAUCUACUUCACCCUUCAGGCUCUCACUUUUCUCAUCUUCAAAGCCAAAGGGGGACUUCCAUCUAGCUAAUUCUUCAACACCACCCCCAAGUCUUAUUCUGUAUCUACGCUCUGUUCAUGAUCAUGCUGCUCCUCUCUAGUCUAUUUUGGUCCUAUUCCUCAUUAAUAUUGAUUACAGCAGAUGAAUUAGAAAGAUAAAAUAUCCAAAUACAUUGUAUUACCGCA
Molecule: messenger RNA, 512 nt
Organism: Diospyros lotus (date-plum)
Lineage: Eukaryota; Viridiplantae; Streptophyta; Magnoliopsida; Ericales; Ebenaceae
Exons: 2
Coding region: 10-357 (115 amino acids)
Biological process (GO): microtubule-based process
Cellular component (GO): dynein complex
Molecular function (GO): dynein light intermediate chain binding; dynein intermediate chain binding
Source: RefSeq, a predicted model, not a curated record